Messenger RNA from Acanthoscelides obtectus, 560 nucleotides. Lineage: Eukaryota; Metazoa; Arthropoda; Insecta; Coleoptera; Chrysomelidae. The record is from the annotation of a GenBank genome assembly.
AUGAACACCAUCAAGUUAAGCGCGAGCAGACUGGCUCGGAUACAUUUAUCGGAUCUUGGAUUGUUAUGGUGCAACAUCAUAUUCAAAACAUUCUUAACGUAGUUCUUUUUUUCAAAACAUUCUUCACGUAGUGUUAAACACCAUUUCGCACUUGGAUUCGGAAUAAUACAGCCAACCAACAUAAGUCAACCAUUUAAGGUUCGAGAAUACACAUGUCAACCAUUUAAGGUUCCAAAAACAUAAGUUAACCAUUUAAGGUUCGAUAAUAAACAUGUCAACCAUUUAAGGUUCCAAAAUAAACAUAAAUCAACCAUCUAAAGUUUAAAAAGGACAUAAGUCAACCAUUUAAGGUUCGGAAAUAAACAUCCGGAUACUUGAGUAUUAGCUCUCUCUUACCAAACAUAAAUAAAUUGGGGGUAAAACCAAUCCAAAAUAAGAAAAAUGUCACAGUCUGUGGCACGCACGGUAUAUCCCACUUCUGAUGUCGGCUUGAGAUCGAAAUCAAACUAAUUAUCGCGCAAAACACUACUUGAAUUGCAGACAACAAUUCAGAUCUCAUC